Neocloeon triangulifer is the source of this 1014-nucleotide messenger RNA. RefSeq names its product large ribosomal subunit protein uL2 (gene RpL8). NCBI's taxonomy places the organism in Eukaryota, Metazoa, Arthropoda, Insecta, Ephemeroptera, Baetidae. Gene Ontology annotation, biological process: cytoplasmic translation. The record is from RefSeq and is a predicted model, not a curated record. Gene Ontology annotation, cellular component: ribosome; cytosolic large ribosomal subunit. Gene Ontology annotation, molecular function: RNA binding; structural constituent of ribosome. The transcript has 4 exons. Bases 147 to 920 code for a protein of 257 amino acids.
UAUUUGAUAUUGCAGAAAUAUUUGCAUAAAAGAUAUUAAUUCAAAAAAUUCAGUGAAGAGAAAAUACCGCUUAUUGACAAAAUUUAACCGGUUACACUGUCAGAACGAAAAAACUGUUUUUCUCACUAACCACGUAAGAGGCAAGGAUGGGACGAGUUAUCCGCGCACAGAGAAAGGGUGCGGGGAGCGUCUUCCGCUCUCACACCAAACAUCGCAAGGGAGCCCCAAGACUUCGCGCCUUGGACUUUGCCGAACGUCAUGGUUACACUAAGGGUGUUGUAAAGGAUAUCAUCCACGACCCUGGCCGUGGUGCUCCCCUAGCCGUGGUCCACUUCAGAGACCCCUAUAGGUUUAAAACUCGCAAGGAGUUGUUCAUCGCCCCAGAAGGCAUGUACACCGGUCAGUUCUUGUACUGCGGAAGGAAGGCCACUCUCAACAUUGGCAAUGUUAUGCCUGUGGGUCAGAUGCCCGAAGGAACCAUCGUGUGCAACCUCGAGGAGAAGACCGGCGACCGAGGCCGUCUGGCUAGGGCUUCUGGCAACUAUGCUACCAUUAUUGCCCACAACCCCGACACAAAGAAGACACGCGUCAAGCUGCCUUCAGGCGCCAAGAAAGUUAUGCCCUCAAACAACCGUGCCAUGGUUGGCAUUGUUGCUGGAGGUGGUCGUAUUGACAAGCCUGUGUUGAAGGCCGGCCGUGCGUACCACAAGUACAAGGCUAAGCGCAACAGCUGGCCUAAGGUACGUGGUGUUGCCAUGAACCCUGUUGAGCAUCCCCACGGUGGUGGUAACCAUCAACAUAUUGGUAAGGCCUCGACCGUCAAGAGAGGAACAAGUGCUGGUCGCAAGGUCGGUCUCAUUGCUGCCAGAAGAACAGGUAGGAUCAGAGGAGGAAAGACGAGCCAAAACAAAGAUGAUUAGGCUUAAUCUGUAUGUCCUCUGUGAAAAACCAAUAAAUUCGUUCCAUCUUGUACACAAUGCAAUUUUUAAACUUAUCUUACACACCCAAAAGGUA